CAACCGCCUUCCAAACUUUACUCUGUGUUUAUGAGGCUCGAGGAGCGAGAGAAUGAGCGCCGGUCAGACGGUCGAGGGAGCGGGGUGUGUGACCUGGUGGGGAUUCGGACCAGCAAGAGACCUCCUGAGCUCAGACCCAGGCAGAGAAAGGCUGCACGGAGAGCUGGAUGUUCUGCUGGUGGGCAGUGCAGAUCCCAGACACAUCCUGAAGACCAUCACUGGACUGAGAAACACAGACGCGCUACAUGUUUGGGUGAUUGAGAACAGCAUGGAGGUGGUCGCCAGACAGCUGUUACUGCUUUAUUUAUCACUCCUGACCCCUGUGAACAUGAGUCUACACAAGAAGACAGAGGUGUUUCUGGAGGUGUUUGGAAACUCUGAGAUCCGCAAAGAGACGGACGAGAUGUUAAAACACGCUGCGGCUCAGCUCUCUCUGUCCAUCGGGAACGCCCUGUCCUCUGACUCCCACAGCCAUCCAUGCCUAGAUACGAGUCUUCUGAAGUUUAAGGAGAGAGACGAGUUGGUGCGGAUCUUUAAGCUGUGGGAACGGCCGCCGUCGGGGCCGGCGAGUGCACGUAAGGCCUGGGACGUCCGAGUUCGGGGGCACCUGGGGACUCGCUACGAUUCACGGCUGGGCUGUUUCGACUGGGAUCUCACUAUGAAGCUGCACCAGAGCGGAUGUGGCGUCAUUAGCAAACAUCAGUAUGUGAAAUGGAGGGAAAGCGGAGUGGCGUUUGAGAUGAGGGAGGGGCUCUACCAAACAGCCAAUCAGAGUCUGCUCUCCACGCGAGUGUUCAAGCGCAGAGGAGAUCGGGUUGCUGUUAGAGGAUAUUGGGGCGACAUCGUCUCCAGUCCUUACCUAUCCUUCGGUGUGGAGACGGAGAACAAAGACCUGCUGAAGAAACAGAACAAUCAACAUAUGAAGACAGCUCAGGAUAUCUCACAAGUGAACCUCCAGGAGUUGUUUGAAUGUCUUGUCACUAGAGGGAGCUCUUUACUGAACAAAGAUGAACCGAACCCAUCAAGCUCUUGUCAAUCUGAAGAGAGUCUCGUAACAGAAGAGAAGAUACUGAAUGAUCCUGCUUCUCAAACUCGCACCGAACCUGAGCAACAGACACGAGAGCUUGAUUUGCUCGAUGUGAGUGGCGUGAAAGUGUCGUUUCUGUCUCCGGACUCGCUCGGCAAGCUUCCUCUCAAAAACAAAUAUAAAAACAUGUUUAAUACGGUCUUCUGUUCAGCAAGCAUGGUUCAUCAGCUGGAUUCUUCUCUGAGAGAGAUCACGGCGCCGGACGCUGCUCUGGUAAUAGAGUUAGCGAAACACCUCUUGGAUCUUUCAAAAGAGCAAGUGUCAGGUUUUGCUGACAGAGUGAAGGAGAUCGCUGGAGAUUCGGGAUUCGUCCCGGCGCUCGACCAGAGCACUGACGUUUACGCAGUAUUCGCACGGAAAAACGACUGAAGGACUCGACAGACACCAAGCUCGUUAUAAAUCAAAACCACAAACCCUUAAGUGCUUGAACAAUUUUAAUUAAAAAAAAAAGUGACCUGUCGUCUCUUCCUUUUCAUUCACAUACAAAAUGUCAAGGAAUGACAGAUUGCCAGAGUAAGAGAGAGAGAGUGUAAAGCUCUGCGUUUGUACAGAUAGUCUGGAAUCACAGAAAAUCAGAGAAAGAGUCAGGCAGAUACAGUAUACAGUACUGGCCCGGGAGAAAAGAGAUCGAUCGCUGGAUGAUUCAACAUUCAUCAGACAGAUGAGGUAAAACACUUCCGCUCCAGACUAAUACCAGCACUACACAAACUCUUGCAUUGCUACUGUUUUCAAGUUAAUCAUUAGAAUAGUGACAAUAAUAAUAUAACAACAACAAUAAUAAUAAUAAAAUUCUUCAUUAAGGUUUAAACUCAAGUGAAAGGUACAGCGUAAGCAGUGUUAGGCAAUACAGGAAAAAAAGACAAGACCUUUUUGAAGGAUAUAUAUCAAUAUUUCCACAACGACCAUACCUAGUUGUGCCAACGAGACCUCGUGCACUUGAAAGGCAACUUUAUAUUGUUUAAAAUACCAAAUAUGAGGGCGUAACAAGUGAUAAUAAAGAGUAGAGCUGCCAACGGAUUGCAAAGGCAAAAACUGAAAAACUACGAGGAAGUAUGGAAGCCCUUGCUCUCAGUCCAGCCAAGUGAAGCAAAGGGCCUUCAAGCAAAAAACACAUCCUACCGAAUACCACGUUAAUGCAGACUAUAGUGAUUGUACAUGUGUGAUGUUGUUGAGCGUAUAUUAUUCAUUUAGCUGUAAAAAGCAGUCUUCAUGUCUUUCACAAAUGUAAUGGCGAACGUUCCAAUGCAACAAUUGCGUUCGAUCGUAUAGUGGUUAUAGUAGUACAGUUAUAGAAAUAGGUCUCGCUUCUCUUGCAUUAUUUGAAUUAUUCUGUCGGUAAUUUUAAGGAAUAGCUCACCCAAAAAUAAAAAUGAGGUAAAAACAAAAAAAAGGUAUUCGCUCUCAGGCCAACAAAGAUGUAGGAGGAGUUUGUUUCUUCGUCAGAUUUGGAGAAAUUUAUCGUUAUAUGUCACCAA
Messenger RNA from Puntigrus tetrazona (Sumatra barb), 2562 nucleotides. Its product is annotated as dynein axonemal assembly factor 3-like. The record is from RefSeq and is a predicted model, not a curated record. The coding region runs from base 53 to 1456 and encodes 467 amino acids. The transcript is spliced from 12 exons. Lineage: Eukaryota; Metazoa; Chordata; Actinopteri; Cypriniformes; Cyprinidae. Gene Ontology annotation, biological process: motile cilium assembly; axonemal dynein complex assembly.